Messenger RNA from Diversispora eburnea, 180 nucleotides. The record is from the annotation of a GenBank genome assembly. NCBI's taxonomy places the organism in Eukaryota, Fungi, Glomeromycota, Glomeromycetes, Diversisporales, Diversisporaceae.
AUGGGAAACUUCAAUGCAGUCCCUUCAUCAAAUAUAGAUAGAAAUAAUAAUAGCCAAUCACAAAUACCAGAGACUGAAAGCCACAUUGAUGCAAUAUGGAUGUCAGAAAAAUGGGAAGGAAAAAUGGAAUCAUGUUAUGUUGAUAAUUUAAAUUUAAUAACAAAAAGUGAUCAUAAGCUG